This is a messenger RNA of Anopheles funestus (African malaria mosquito), 3671 nucleotides long. RefSeq lists its product as uncharacterized. NCBI's taxonomy places the organism in Eukaryota, Metazoa, Arthropoda, Insecta, Diptera, Culicidae. Gene Ontology annotation, molecular function: neuropeptide receptor activity. Gene Ontology annotation, biological process: neuropeptide signaling pathway. The record is from RefSeq and is a predicted model, not a curated record. Gene Ontology annotation, cellular component: membrane. The transcript is spliced from 9 exons. Bases 537 to 2981 code for a protein of 814 amino acids.
AUUCCGUACGCAGAAGGUCGCGUGUCACGCACUGCCCGAAAAGACCGUGUGGUGAGUGCCGCCUCUUUCACCGAAGCGGUUCAAACGAAGAAGUUCAAACAAAAGACAAAAACAAACCAAAAAAAAAAAAAAAUAACGGUCACUUUCUGUCGCGUUAGUUACGUGCCAACUUUGUGCUAAAUGCUGCCGUUGUGGAGCAUUAUUCAUUUCGCUUACGGUGUGUGAUCGGUUGUUCUGUUGGUGCAGGAAUUCCAGCAUCCGGCAGUGGAUCGUUUAGUGGCAUCUUCACAUAGGUGGGGAUUCAAAAAUAAUAACCACAUCAGGCACUCGGAGCCCCGGAUCUGGUUGGAAAAUCCCGCAGCAUCACGUUACUUUAGUGCGGAUCGUAUAGCCUGUGAACAACGCUAAAGGCGCGUUUCUUUGUGUUGUGACGAAUGGUAAAGUAACACGUUCGUCCAGUAGCAGUUUGCAGCACCUGUCCACACAGCACCGCAUCCUGGAGCAGCGGUAGGGUACGCGUGUUUUGGGGGGUGAGAAUGACCGAAGGUCCUUUCGUGUACGGCAUUGAGCUAAGGGAUCCACCAACGGCACCGACCGACAUCAGCCAGUACGAUCUACUCUUCGGUCCGGGGAGCGCCCUCUACCGGCAGCAUCGCCAUCCCAACGGGCACAGUAUGGCCGACGACGGCGACCAGUACUACGGUGCCAAUCUGUCGCUAGCGCUCAGUGACAUCCUACGCGCCAACAUCUCGGCAACGGUCGUCGAGACGCACAAUCUUACCGGUGACUUUGGCAGUACGGCUGUCAGUUUACCAUCCGGCACGGGACACCACGGCGGUACCGGUGGACGGGGCGGUGACAGCACUUUCCAGAAUCAGCUCAUCAUCCCACUGUACGCCAUCAUCUUUCUGCUGUCAGUCGUCGGUAAUUUGUUGGUAAUUUUAACGCUCGCACAAAACAAACGGAUGCGUACGGUGACCAACGUGUACCUGCUGAAUCUGGCAAUUUCCGAUCUGCUGCUGGGUGUGUUCUGCAUGCCGUUCACCCUCGCUGGCCAGGUACUGCGGCGGUUCGUCUUCGGAAGUGUCAUGUGCAAAUUAAUACCAUAUUUUCAAGCUGUAUCCGUUUCUGUAGCGGUGUGGACACUGGUAGCUAUCUCGCUCGAGCGCUAUUUUGCCAUCUGUCGGCCACUUUCGUCGCGCCGCUGGCAGACUCAAUUUCACGCCUACAAAAUGAUCGGGCUCGUCUGGACGGUGAGCUUUCUGGCCAACUCGCCGCUGUGCUAUGUGCAGCGUCUUCAGCCAGUCGGACGCACCACCGGUCAGAUGAAAUGUCGCGAGGUGUGGCCGGACCGCGUGUGGGAGAAAGCGUACGUGCUGUUUCAUGAUGUCGGUUUGCUGUUUCUGCCACUGCUGACGAUGGGCUUCGCCUACUCGAUGAUCGUGUCGAAGCUGUGGCGGGGUCUUCGGCAUGAAAUUAAACAUUCCUCGCUGUACCAGCAAACGAGCAAGCUCGGUACGGGCGGUACGGGUCCGUCGGGUGGUUGUGUCGGUACCGGUGGACCUGCGGUUGGCACCGGUCCGGGUGUGACCGGUACUGCCGGUGGCGAACAACAUACACAUCCUACCGGCGGACCCGGUGCGAGCACGGCGACCGGCCUUGACACGGGUAAACCGUUAAAGGUGUGCGGUACCGGUACCGGGAAACGACACGAGACCGGAUUCGUACUAACAUCGAGUCUUAAAAAGGGACCCUUCAAAGCGUCAACAGCCGUUGUAAACUUCGCCAGUAACAACAAUACGAUCGGCAAAGGCAACUUUAGCAGUGGUAACGGUGGUGGAAGUUGUGGCGGUCUCACCGCUACUAAUGGAGCCGGUACCAGCGGCAACCCGUGCAGCAGUAAUGUGACUAAUGGUAGCAACAACGGCAGCAAUGGUGCGGGUGGAUCGAGCACGGACCGGACGGCGGGUGGUCUCUACUGUGGUGGCGUUAGUUGCGAGUGCCGAACCGGUCGUCUUCGAGGCUUUCGCCAUUUCUUUGCCAAGCAGCAGCACCAGCACGGUGGACUCUGCCGGAAUCAUCGAUAUCAUCUCAGCAGUACCUCGCCGGAAGGUUUGCCGGAGCUGGCGGAAACGAAGUUUGAUGAAACACCCGCUCAUCAGCAGCAUCCGUACCACCAUCAUUGCCAUCAUGGGCACGGUUAUCACCAUCACCACCAUCACCGGAUGCCGACCACCAUCGUGAAGAGUACGCAGCAGGAUGCGAAGCACGAGAUCGUACUGAGCACCGGUGAGCCGGGUACGCUCGAACCGGGCAUUGAUGGUGGGAUGCUGCCGGGCACUGGUAGCGGCACCACCAACACCACCCUCGGUGCUAGUGCCACCCUGCCGACGGUCAACCCAACCACCACUACCGUGACCGGCGACGAUACCACCCUUAAGCCGGAUCCGAGCUAUCAGUUUUCGCGACACGCCAUCCGCUCCACGUACAUGGACAAGAGCAUCGAGGCGAAGAAGAAGGUUAUUCGGAUGCUGUUCGUGAUAAUCGUCGAGUUCUUUGUUUGCUGGGCACCGUUACACAUCCUCAACACGGUCUAUCUGUAUUCACCAUCGUUCGUCUACCAGUACGUUAAUAGCAGCGGCAUCGCCCUGGUGCAGCUGAUGGCGUACAUCAGCUCCUGUUGCAAUCCCAUCACGUACUGCUUCAUGAACAGACGCUUCCGGCAGGCAUUCCUCGGCAUCUUUAGCUGCUAUCGUAAUCGCAUGCCACUCUGCUGCUGUUUCUGCUGCACGUCGAAGAAUGGCGCAAUGGACGGGGUGGAGUCGAAGACUGCCGCCUAUCUACGUCAGAACACCAUCAACCAGUCCGGUGCGGAGCGCAACAAUUCCGACAUGUCCGGUAACGAUUCCCUGGUCUACGUCGGGCGCGGACUCGUACAGCGAUCCGAGAUAUUGAUUCUGGAAUCCGAGGAUCGGGUUUAGCACCGGUUCCGAUCACGUGAACAGCUCCGUUUCGAUCGUAAAUUCGAUCAGCAGUGCGAGAAUCGCACAGGUAAGUAAUAUAUCCUUUACCGAGCUUCUAGCGCCUAAAUGUAGGCAAUCUGCGUUACCGUUAAAGCGCUUUAAGCCUGCGUUUGAGCAACUUAAAGUAGUAUUUGCACUUAAAAUUAAUGAUUAGCACCAGGAGCAGCAUCCACUUGAUCAUAUUGCCAGAAUCUGGUCAAACGAAGUACUAAAAACGGCAAACAAAUCUGGUGUACAACAAAUCCGUACAUUGAUUUUGUAAACUUCAGUCAAGUGCCUAAAGUGAUGCAAACUGCAAAACACAGUUAUGCAAUUUGCAUACACGUUCAGGGCAAUUAGCUUCAAGUUUCUUCGACCGAGCGCCCUAAACUAUGCAACCGGCAAGACAAAACGAGCUGAAUAAAGUGGUGCUAACAGUUUAUAUCCUUAUACGGUCUCCCGCUAACAUUUCUUUGGGCCUUCGCUGUAGGAAGAAAAACCUGUUCCACACUUCUCGUUCACAGAUUAUCGAGACGGACCCGGAUGACGAUUCGUUUCGUUUGCGUAUCACGUGGUCAAAGCCCACCUCGGCUAACUACUCAAAGACUGCAGGCGGUUGUGAUAGCGAGCGUUACUCGUAAGGAAUACAGCAGCUACUAACAGGAGGAG